Molecule: messenger RNA, 3543 nt
Organism: Heterostelium album PN500
Lineage: Eukaryota; Evosea; Eumycetozoa; Acytosteliales; Acytosteliaceae
Product: adenylyl cyclase
Exons: 8
Coding region: 1-3543 (1180 amino acids)
Biological process (GO): adenylate cyclase-activating G protein-coupled receptor signaling pathway; intracellular signal transduction; cyclic nucleotide biosynthetic process
Molecular function (GO): adenylate cyclase activity
Source: RefSeq, a predicted model, not a curated record
AUGAGUGGAACAGGCUCAAGUUUGAACCUAACGGGUUCAUGCUAUGGUGCCAGUUUCACCUCAAAUAGUCACAAUUCACCCAUAACACCUCGAACUAUGCUUCAUCAGGAUUCCAAUGGUGGAUUGAAUUAUAGUUCUUUGACGAUGCCGACAAACGCAAAAGGACAAAGAUUAAGUGGGAAUUUCUUGAAAGGUGUUAGAUCACCCUCAACAGAAUUUGGUAUAGAAAUGGACAAAUAUUCACCAAAUCCCCACAAUUUUUUAAAUAACAAUACUAGUCAUGGUGUAUCAAGUAAUAGUAUAUGUCAUUCCAACACCAACAAUACCGACGUCGAAAGUGGAAUAGGAAUGGAAUCACUAGUAAAAGAAUCAUAUAAAUUUCCCCUACCAUUUCUAAAUUCCAAUGAAUCUGAAUUAUAUAAGAUUGAUAUUGAAAAUCCAUUAGUUUGGAAUAAUCUACCGAUUGAUGAAAAUAUUGAAAUGACAUCAAGUAAAGAUAAUCGACCAAAGAAACCAACAUUUAUUCAAAAAUAUAGGUCUGGAAUACCAAAACAUUUAGAACUGGAAUAUUUAUCACAUCAUUUUUAUAGUUCAAUUAAUUUAUUACGAGCAGCCAAUAUUAUGGGAAUGGCUGCAAUUAUAUACGAUGGAUUCCAAGCAGGAAUGAAGACUAAUAUAGAAUUAAUUAUUAUUAGAGUGAUCUGUUUGGUCAUGUUGGCUACAUCGAUUACUCUAUCGUUUUUAAAGAAUAAGAUCUACUAUCGACGAUCAUAUGUACCAUUGUUUAUUAUAUCAUAUACAGCUUUUUAUUUAACAUUUAUGCUCGAGUACACAGGUUCUCUGACAACACUUGUAUUGUUUUUGUAUGCAGUUUUAUUCUGUAGUUUAUAUGCACUGGGAUGUCUCAUGACACGUUGGAUCAUCUGUUUAAAUCUAAUCGUAGGAAUCAUGUUUAUCAUCUUUCUACUUUCCUACCAGGUUCUCGAUACCAAUAAUUUGAUAUCAUAUAUUAUUUACAUUGUAUUAAUAUUCCUUUUGGGUGGAAUGAAUUUAUUUGUAUUGGAGCAGUCUAGAAAAGAUGCAUUUUUAGAUAGUAAGAAUUUACAAAAGAAAACAGAAUCUUUGAGAAUGGAAAAAGCGAGAUCAGAUCAACUCUUAAAUAGUAUACUACCUGAUUUCGUGAUAAAGUUGAUGAAUGAUAUGCCAAAGGGUGUCAGUCAAUCCGAUCAAAUGAUAUCAAGGGAUUUUCCAAAUUGUUCUCUGCUGUAUUGCGAUAUUGUAGAUUUCACCAAUUUGGCAUCCAAGGUGGAACCUAGUGCAUUGGUUCGUCUGCUCAACGAGGUAUUCUCAGAGUUUGAUAGAGUCGUAGAAGAACACAACUGUGAGAAAAUCAAAACCGAUGGUGAUGCCUAUCUAUGUGCUGGUGGACUGACCAUCGAAAACGAGAAUCAUUUCAACUCUAUCAUUGAAAGUGCUCUAACAAUUUUAAAUCUUCGAAUUUUAAAAGAAAAUUGUUUAAAAGUUCAAGUUAAAUUAAGAGUUGGUGUUGCGAGUGGAUCUGUUAUUGGUGGUGUUAUUGGAUGUGAGAAAUUCCAAUUUGAUGUUUGGGGUGAAGCGAUUGCCAAAGCUCAUGUUUUAGAGGAGACAGGACAGGCUGGAAAGAUUCAUUUAUCAAAGAGCGAUUUGGAUAAAUUGAUCAAGAAUGCCUACCAUAUCGAGGAGAAUAAUGAAACACAACUUGGCGAAAAGACAUUCUUUAUCAUUCCGGAAACAGUCGACUUUUCAACGUAUCAACAAACUCCAGAGUCACAACAGGUAACCUUGAAACAAAGCUGUGGUGUUAGCAAUGAAAACAACAACAACAACAGCACUACUGAACCAAGUGGGAAUAAUAAUAACAAUGACUAUAAUAUCUACAAUUGUAAUACGAACAACGAUGGAAAUAUUGUAUCGAUUGAAUCGAAUACCGGUGGCGGUGGUGUUGAUUCGGAACUCUCUCUACCGGUGGACUCUCUCGAUGCCAGCGAAUCUCAGAACAACCCCUGCGAGAAACGACAGAGAUUCGCCAUCAUUGCCAACGAUCUGCUGACCAAGAUUGGAAUCAAGUGGAAUGGAACCGAUCUCUAUUCUUUGAGUACUACGAUGCGCAAGGAUCUGUCGGAUGUCGAAAAGAUAUUCAAAGACUACACGAAAUUCAAUCGAUGGAUUGUCCAAUUUCGAAAUUGGAGCGUGGAGAAAGCCUACCACGAAUAUGUGAUCGAAAAUACUCUGAUAGAGACAAGGAUAUUUUUGUUUUUCGGUGUUUUCAUACAUUUUAUCUUUUUUAUCGACGAUCGACUGAUGUCCUCCAAGGCAUUCAGUAAGCCUGUCAUCUACCAAGCAUCAUUCCUCCUGCUCCUCAUCAUCUUUUGUAUUUCUACUAUUAUCGAAUUUAUACGCUAUGGAAAUCCAUUGGCUAGAUCAUCUCUUACCCGAGUACUGCUAACUCUUUUAUAUGCAAACUUGUUCUAUUCUUUAAAUUUUGUAUUUGUAACUCUUUUAAAUAUAUUAGUAUUUUCUACCUUUUUACUAGUUGCAUUUUAUUUGGAUCCAAAGAGACUACCUAAUCAUAUCUAUCCAACUGACUAUAUAGGUGGAUUUGUUGUUUUGACUAUUCAAAUAUAUUCUUCGUACAUCAUGAAAUUGGGAAUGCGAAGAAUUUGGAUAUUGAAAUCAAAGAUUAAAUUCAAAGGUUUAAACUUAAAGAUGGAAAGAAUGAAAUCAUCAAGACUUUUAGAGAAUAUUAUGCCAGAUGUCAUUUCUAAACAGCUAUUGAAACAGACAAACAAUAGAGGAAGUCGGUUGUUAAUUGCUCAAAACUACAGUAAGGUUGCGGUUAUGUUUAUCAAUAUCACUGGAUUCGACCAGUUGAAACUACCCAGUGGAACAUCGAUUCUAAAGUAUAUGAACUACAUCUUUACAGAGUUUGACAAGCUACUUGGAAAAUAUGAUCUGGAGAAGAUCAAGACGAUUGGAACAACCUAUAUGGUUGUGGCGGGAUUGACCAAGAACCAGGGACAGCUGCCAAAGCACUACGUUGGUAAUCUAGCCGAUAUGGCGCUGACAGCCAAGGCACUGGUUCACCACAGCAACUCGUCGUUGAGCGUUCAAAUCGGAAUCAACUAUGGCUGUUGUGUGGCCGGUUGCAUCGGAAUCCGAAGAGCCAAGUUCGACGUCUGGGGUGACACUGCCAAUAUUGCCUCGCGUAUGCAGACCUCAACACCACCCGGAAAGAUUCAAAUCACAUCGGCAGUGACCAAUUUGCUGCACGACGAGUUCUUCAUUGAGGAGCGAGGUAUCAUACCGAUAAAAGGUCGUGGUGAGAUGAGUACCUACUACCUGUCUGGACGUAGACAACAGCCGCUCACCUACAACGCCAAUAGCAACGGCAGUAACAACAAUGAGAUCAACGAACAUCUUCCACUCCAUUGGUAUAAAAAGACAGUCUAUCAGCCAUCACCUCCACCACCUCCAUCUUACAGUUUACCAAAUGAUAAAGAAUAG